UAUUCCUUGCAAAGGUUGCUAUUUGAUUAGCGUAAUGGCAAGAACAAAACAGACAGCUCGUAAAUCUACCGGUGGCAAAGCUCCCCGAAAACAGCUUGCCACUAAAGCAGCUCGUAAGAGCGCUCCUGCUACCGGUGGCGUAAAGAAGCCUCACCGUUACAGGCCCGGUACGGUAGCUCUGCGAGAAAUCCGCCGUUACCAGAAAUCCACGGAGCUGCUUAUUCGUAAGCUGCCUUUCCAGCGACUGGUGAGGGAAAUCGCUCAGGAUUUUAAGACCGAUCUCCGUUUCCAGAGCUCUGCUGUCAUGGCUCUGCAGGAGUCCAGUGAGGCUUACUUGGUGGGUCUGUUUGAGGACACGAACUUGUGCGCCAUCCACGCCAAGAGAGUAACUAUCAUGCCCAAGGACAUCCAGCUGGCUCGCCGCAUUCGUGGAGAACGUGCUUACUGGUUUCUCGGUCUUCUUGGGCAGAAGCACAGCCUGAAUGUUAGGCAGCACACCACCCUGAGCGAUGGUCACGCCACCCAGCAGCUUGUUGAGCUCUUCGUCGUUACGGACAGCCAGCUGCAGCCUUUAAAAACAGGAACUCGGGAAGUUGCAGCAUUCAGUUUUUCCUCUGUAGCAAUGCCUGAGCCGAAAGCUGCCCCUGCUCCCAAGAAGGGCUCUAAGAAAGCCGUUUCUAAGAGCCAAGCUAAGGGUGGGAAGAAACGCAGAAAGACCAGGAAGGAAAGCUACUCCAUCUAUGUGUACAAGGUACUGAAGCAAGUUCAUCCCGAUACGGGUAUUUCCUCUAAGGCAAUGGGGAUCAUGAACUCCUUUGUGAAUGAUAUCUUCGAGCGUAUUGCUGGUGAGUCUUCUCGUCUUGCGCACUACAACAAGCGCUCGACCAUCUCUUCCCGGGAAAUCCAGACUGCUGUGAGGCUUCUGUUACCGGGAGAAUUGGCUAAGCACGCAGUGUCCGAGGGCACCAAGGCAGUUACCAAGUACACCAGCUCCAACGGUCGACUAGGUCCUCAAUAUAAGGCUCCGAGUGCGGCUCUUUUUCUUAUUCUUCACUUAAUACAUCACUUUGCUUGUAGUACAUAUUUGUCGUGUUUUGGCGAAAUGGCAAGAACGAAGCAGACGGCUCGUAAAUCAACUGGUGGCAAAGCUCCCCGAAAACAGCUCGCCACUAAAGCGGCUCGUAAGAGCGCACCUGCUACCGGUGGUGUAAAAAAGCCUCACCGUUACAGGCCCGGCACUGUAGCUCUGCGAGAGAUCCGUCGUUACCAGAAGUCUACCGAGCUGCUUAUUCGUAAGCUGCCUUUCCAGCGUCUGGUGAGAGAGAUCGCUCAGGAUUUCAAAACCGAUCUCCGUUUCCAGAGCUCCGCCGUCAUGGCUCUGCAGGAGUCCAGUGAGGCUUACUUGGUGGGUCUUUUCGAAGAUACCAAUCUGUGCGCCAUCCACGCCAAGAGGGUUACUAUAAUGCCCAAGGACAUCCAGCUGGCUCGCCGCAUUCGUGGAGAGCGUGCAUAAGAACAUGCAUUUUUAUUAUGUACAUUUGAUAAAACGGCUCUUUUCAGAGCCACCAAG
Messenger RNA from Erpetoichthys calabaricus (reedfish), 1570 nucleotides. RefSeq lists its product as uncharacterized. Gene Ontology annotation, molecular function: protein heterodimerization activity; DNA binding; structural constituent of chromatin. Bases 35 to 1513 code for a protein of 492 amino acids. The transcript has 5 exons. Gene Ontology annotation, cellular component: nucleosome. NCBI's taxonomy places the organism in Eukaryota, Metazoa, Chordata, Cladistia, Polypteriformes, Polypteridae. The record is from RefSeq and is a predicted model, not a curated record.